Messenger RNA from Hansenula anomala, 3298 nucleotides. It is a transcript of the gene URB2, whose product is annotated as ribosome biogenesis protein URB2. The record is from RefSeq and is a predicted model, not a curated record. Gene Ontology annotation, cellular component: nucleolus. The transcript has 3 exons. NCBI's taxonomy places the organism in Eukaryota, Fungi, Ascomycota, Saccharomycetes, Phaffomycetales, Wickerhamomycetaceae. Bases 20 to 3298 code for a protein of 1092 amino acids. Gene Ontology annotation, biological process: ribosome biogenesis.
AGGGAUUAAAAAGGGUAUAAUGGCUCAGAAAGAGUGGUCAGCUGAAGGGAUCACCAGAUUCUUGAGAUCCAAAGAUACAUCCAUUGAAGAUAUAAUCCAAGUUUCAAACGAUUUAUUGGAUGAUAAGCUGGAUGUUUACUUGCCCAAUAAAGUUAUUUUUGUAUUCGAAUUACUGUGUGAUAGGUUAGGUGACAAUAAAUACAAGAAAUAUAGAGUGAAUCCUGAGAUAUGGUUACUUUUCAACAAAACAUGGACAUUAUUGGAUUCUCAACCAAAGAUUAGAAAUCGUACUUUCCAAGGGUUAAGGUUCGGUGAAGCACUAGCAUCUGCAUUAAGUCAUACUGAAAGUUCCAAGCAAUUUUUGGAAACCAUCACAACUACAAUCAAUUUUGUCAGAUUCAAUUCAGUAAUCAGUAAUAAUGUAUUUGACUUCUCACUAGACAUAUUGACUCAAUACUUGGAAUUAUUGAACAAACUUUCAGAUGAGCUAGAAGAAGAAGAAGUUUCUAUAAAAGUCAAUGGGAUAUCUUCAUUUCUACAAUCAAUAAUAAGUACAGAAAAGACAUCUAAGAAAUUCACAACUAAUUUUGCAUCAACUUCAUUACCAUCAAUAUUGAGAUUGUCAGAAAAAAGACAACAACAAUACCCACAAUUGUUAGCAUUGAUCAAGAAAAUAUUAUUGUCCAAAGAGCAACAAGAAUCAUUAAUACCGAAUUUGGUAUCACUCAUAAAUACGAAACCUUCAACAGGCGCCAUUGUUAAUUAUUAUAGAAUCAUCAUUGACACAAUUUCCAAGAAUGACAUUGAAUCCGCUGAAAAGAUGUUUACUUUAAUUACAGAAAAGCACCCAACUGCAUCUGAGCAAUUAUUAGGAUAUCUUUCAAGCAUCAAAAGAACUUUAUCCCAAACAUUUCUGGAUACUAUUAUUGACAAGGAGUUUUCAAAUAAUCAACAAAAUUGGAACCUGGUAUCUUCUGUUGUGCAAUUGGAUAUUGAAAUUGGUAUCAAGAAUUCAGAAAAGAUAAUGACAAGUCUCGAGGAACAAGUUUAUGAAGAGGAUUUGAAACUUGGUGAACAGCUAGUGAACUCUUUCAUAAGAGCUAGAGAACUUGUGAACUUCUUUGAAUUAUGGCUAAAGGUGAUCAAAGCUAAUCCAACUUCAAGAUGGUUGAAAUCGGAAUUCACUGAAGUUGUCUCUCAUAAUAUUCAUGUUUUAUCAUUUUCACAAUUAAAGACCUUGAUUGAUCUUUUGUUAUCAUCUGAUGUUGAUGUUGCAGAACUCACUUUAUUAAAUACUGUGGUUCAAGGUUUGUUCAAAACUCAAGAUACAGUACUUGUGCAACAAGCCAGAGAAUUAUUCAGUCCAAUUUGGAGCAUUAACCAAGACCAGGAUCAAUUGUGGUAUCUUAAAUUCCAACUUUUAUGUCUUUAUGAAGAUAUUUUGGACUCUAGUGGAUUUGAAAAAAUUAUCAAGGAUUCAAAAUCUCCAAAAAAUAUUAAUCAUUAUUAUACAUUGUUCCGUACUAGAGAAAUUUUUGAAUAUGAUAUUUCACCACUUGCACCAAAAUUUCUAAGUUUCUUGAAGAAAUCAAAACUAACAUCUGAAAUCUUGCAAACUGUAUUCACUCGUUGGUUUGUGCUUGUAAACUUGUUAUUUACAAGUGAACAAAUUGAGCAGAUUGUUGAUUUAUUACUAUCUGAUGUGAAUUCUGCAUCAAAGAUAUUUGAAAAUGAUUUAUUAUUUGAACAACAAAAGAUUACAGAAACUUUAAUCAAUCAAAUCAGUUCUUCUUUCAGCGAUAAGAAAGCUGAUAAAUCAUUUAAGAUCCAAGUUUUGCAAUUGAUUCCAAUACAAUGUUAUCCAAGAAGAUUAAAAUCAUUGAUACUUGAUCAAUUAGUUGACGAAGUUUUAAGCAAGCAUUCAUCAAACAAGCAAAUUAUCCUUGAAACAAUUCAACACAUUUUACAAACACCUACAUUCAGAUCAAAGAUUGAAUCAGACAUUUCAACAAUUUACAAAAUUGUGGACACUUUCCCAGAAACCAACCUUUUUGAAAAAAUAUGGCCUCAUUACAUUCAACAAAUCAAAGAAACAACAAGUCAGGAUUUCAUAAGUUCUAUAAUUGAUCAUGUUACUCAAUCAUUUUCUCAAAACAAGAGUAAUAAACUUUCUUCAUCUUUUUACAUUGGAUUCACAAUUUUGUCAAACCCUCCAUGCACUGAUGCUUCCAAUGUAUUGGAAUUGAAAUCUGCAUUUGUCAAUGCAUCCAAGAGGUUAUUAAAUUCAUUCAUUGAUAAGUCCAAAGGUAAAAAUUCAGAAAUAUCAUGGUUAUUAAAUGUCUUGUACCAAUUAAACCUAAGUAUUGAAGAUUUCAAGUUGUUGAAACCAUCAAUUCAAAAUUUCGGUAAGCAAUUGACAGAGGGUGAUAAUGUCGCAAAAACAAAUAUUUUCUUGUUGUUUUCAAAAUUUCCACAAACUGGUGAUUUUGCCAUUGAAUAUUUUGAAGCUUUAUACAUUGUCCUAAGGGAUUCAGGGAUCUCCAGUGAAGAAUUGUUGAAAGGUUUAGGAAAUGUUGUAUCUUCAUUAACCCAAGAGGAAUUUUCAAAAUCUUUUAAAGUAUUGAUUGAAUCAUUCAAUGAUAAUAGUGACAAUUCAUUAUACUUUGUUGAAAUCUUGUCAAUUUACUGGAAAUUCUUCCAACGUGAUUCACCAGAUUCAAUUAAAUUCUUCAUCAAUUCCCUUUCAACUGUUUUACUCAAUUUCCAUAAAAUUUCUCAUUCACAAGGUUUAAUCCACAUUUUAAACUCCAUCAAAUCAUUACUCGUUGAGAAAACAUGGAUCAUCACACAAUAUGGAUUAGAAUUAAUCAUAACGUUAUUAUCCAAAACUGCAGAUUCACUACUCAUUUCCAACAACAUCCAUAGUGAAGAAAUUUACCAAUCCCUCACAACUACACUAUCCACCAUAUUAUUGAUCCAGAGAUACAGAUUGUCAAAUCGUCAUCAUCUAAUCAUUUCACUAUUCAAAUCAUUAUUAGCAUGUUUAUCAAAACGUCAACAUAAUGGGGUCUUAUCCAGUUCCAUCAAUGCAGGUGAGAAGUUUGCAAGAGUAUUGACAAAUCUAUGUGAACCUAGCCAACAUAGUUUCAAAGAAGCUUCUAAUGGAUUAAACUCUUCAACUUCAUUGGCCAAGAAGGCUCUUAGAAAGCAUUUAGCAGUGUUGUUAUUAUCCUAUAUCUAUUUUGCACUGAAGUAUUCGUUUGAUUCACAUGUUAGAGAGGCUAUAUUACCUGGAUGA